This is a messenger RNA of Papaver somniferum (opium poppy), 606 nucleotides long. RefSeq lists its product as uncharacterized. The record is from RefSeq and is a predicted model, not a curated record. NCBI's taxonomy places the organism in Eukaryota, Viridiplantae, Streptophyta, Magnoliopsida, Ranunculales, Papaveraceae. Bases 1 to 606 code for a protein of 201 amino acids. The transcript is spliced from 2 exons.
AUGGUUGAAGCAAUACAUCAAGAUCUUAAAGUUGAAAGGCGUGUGCUCGAUACAAGGAAGAAGUGGUCAACUUAUGAGUUGGAAUUAAUUGCUCUUGUUCAAGCUCUUAAGAAUUGGCAUCCUUAUGUUAUUCACGGUGAGUUUGUUGUCAAUACUGAUACUCAGGCUCUUAAGUUUUUGAAAACUUCUUCAAAAUUCAAUCGAAUGCAUGAUAGGUGGUUAUCUACAAUCAAUCAGUACACAUUUUCUAUUAAACACCAGAGUGGAAAAUUGAAUCAGGUGGCUGAUGCUUUAAGUAGAAGAGCUCAUCUUCUUGUCACUCUCAAACAUGAGUUUUUAGCUUUUGAUUUCUUGAAAGAUCUGUAUAGUGAAGAUAAAGAUUUUAAGAAUCUAUGGGAAACGUGUGGUUCUUCAACAGGCAGUGUUGAUGAUUAUCUCAUUCAAGAUGGUUUUGUUUUUAAGGGAAAUCGUUUACAUAUACCACGGUGUUCUUUACGUCUUCAUUUGAUCCAAGAAUUACAUGGGAGUGGCCUAGGAGAAAAUUUUGGAUGUGAUAAAACCAUUGCUUUGGUUGAGGAACGUUAUUUUUGGACUUCAAUUAAAUGA